UCGGUGCGGGAAUUCGAGAGGCCGAGGCGGCGGGGACUUGGACCCGGUUGAGAGUCGGGGGGAGGGAAGAGGCGGAGGGAGGGGGAAGCAGGGGAGGGGCAAGUGACGCGAGGGAGCGGGGCGUGGGGGAGGGCAGUGAUCCGGGUGGAGGAAAUUUGGGAGGAGUGUCCGGGGGGCAGCAACUUAAAAGGGGGAGGGAACUGCGGCUAAGGAGACGUUCGGUGAUGGGAGCGCGAUGUGUGCAUCAGGUUUAAAAGAGCAGGAAGCUGAGUGAGAGGUUGGGGAAAAAGUGUCUUCGCUAGGCGGAGGUUACAGGUGGUGUCUCGGAAAGAGCUCCGAGGCUGCAGGCAGUAGUGGAGAAGAGGAUCAGAGAACUGUGUGGAAGGGACAGCUUAAGGGCUAGCGUCCUGGGGCGAGGGGGAAGUUCGAGACUUUCUGAGGACUGGUAGGAAUGUGCCUCCUGGCCCUCGGUGCUUCCCCCCUGGGGGGAGGCAUCGCGAGGUACGGUGGCAGGCUCCUCUGAACGCUGAGCGCCGGAGGUCCAACUCCACGUAUGGAUCCAGGGAAUGAGAAUUCAGCCACAGAGGCUGCCGCGAUCGUAGACCUCGAUCCCGACUUCGAACCCCAGAGCCGUCCCCGCUCCUGCACCUGGCCCCUUCCCCGACCAGAGCUCGCUCCCGAGCCAUCCGAGUCGCCCGAGGUGGAGUCAGGUCUGGGAGAGAAGGUACACACGGAGGGGCGCUCGGAGGGGCGCUCCGAGCCGACCCUGUUGCCCUCCCGGCUCCCAGACCCGGCAGGGGGCCCCCAGCCCGGGAUCCUGGGGGCUGUAACAGGUCCUCGGAAGGGAGGCUCCCGCCGGAAUGCCUGGGGAAAUCAGUCAUAUGCAGAACUCAUCAGCCAGGCCAUUGAAAGCGCCCCCGAGAAGCGACUGACACUCGCCCAGAUCUAUGAGUGGAUGGUCCGCACUGUGCCCUACUUCAAGGACAAGGGUGACAGCAACAGCUCCGCAGGAUGGAAGAACUCAAUCCGCCACAACCUGUCGCUGCACAGCAAGUUCAUCAAGGUUCACAACGAGGCGACUGGCAAGAGUUCGUGGUGGAUGCUGAACCCCGAGGGAGGCAAGAGCGGCAAGGCGCCCCGCCGCCGGGCAGCCUCCAUGGAUAGCAGCAGCAAGCUGCUCCGAGGCCGCAGCAAGGCCCCCAAGAAGAAACCCGCUGUGCUGCCAGCUCCACCGGAAAGCGCCACUCCGAGGAGCCCCACUGGCCACUUCGCCAAGUGGUCGGGCAGCCCCGGCUCUCGCAACCGUGAGGAAGCUGAUGUGUGGAGCACCUUCCGUCCGCGGAGCAGUUCCAAUGCCAGCACUGUCAGCACUCGGCCCUCCCCCAGGAGACCAGAGCCUGAGGUGCUGGCAGAAGAAGAAAUACCAGCCUCAGCCAGCGGCUAUGCAGGGGGUGUUCCACCCACCCUGAAAGAAGAUCUCGAGCUGUUAGAUGGGCUCAAUCUCACAUCUCCCCAUUCCCUGCUAUCUCGGAGCAGCCUCUCCGGCUUCUCUUUGCAGCAUCCUGGGGUUUCGGGCCCGUUACACACCUACAGCACCUCCCUCUUCAGCCCAGCAGAGGGGUCCCUGUCAGCAGGAGAAGGGUGCUUCUCAAGCUCCCAGUCUCUCGAGGCCCUGCUCACCUCUGAUACGCCACCACCCCCUGCUGACGUCCUCAUGACCCAGGUAGAUCCCAUUCUGUCCCAGGCUCCGACACUUCUGUUGCUGGGGGGGAUGCCUUCCUCCAGUAAGCUAGCCCCGGGGGUCGGCUUAUGCCCUAAGCCCCCAGAGGCUCCAGGCCCCAGCAGUCUGGUUCCCAGCCUCUCGAUGAUAGCACCGCCUCCAGUCAUGGCCGGCGCUCCAGUCCCCAAGCCCCUGGGGGCUCCUGUGCUCACCCCUCCAACUGAAGCUGUAAGCCAAGACCGAAUGCCUCAGGAUCUCGAUCUUGAUAUGUAUAUGGAGAACCUGGAGUGUGACAUGGAUAACAUCAUCAGUGACCUCAUGGACGGGGACGAAGGACUGGACUUCAACUUUGAGCCAGAUCCCUGAGCCAUGGCCAGAAGCUUUGUUCCCUGCAUCAGAGGUGGAGCCAGGCGUGCCCAUAUUCACUCUUUACCCUUGACCCCUCCCCGGGAAUUUGGGACCCUGCUUUAGGGCUAGGGUAGGGUCUGCUCACAGGGGUGUUGAGGAAAUCAUAAAGCUGCCCCAUAUGGGAACUCUAGGGGGUGGGGAGGGGGAGAGGGAGAGGGUUUAUUCUCACUGUGCCAAUUAGGGGGUAAGGCCCCCCUCUCAGGAGCCAGCCCCGGCUCCCCCCAUCCCCACCCUCUAGGUCUUGCAGCAGGGGCAGGCAAUGCUGUUGGAAAUGCGAAGUCACCAGUGGCCUUACCCCUGCCUUUGGGAGCAGGAUUUUUUGUAGAGUCUUAUCUGAGCUGGUCCAGGCUGAGUCCAGCCUGGGAUUUUUAUGCCGUGGCCCCUUCGGCCAGCGGUGUGGGGUUGGGAGGGGGUUAGUGGGGACCUAGAAGGGCCAAGGUCUGAGCACUGGAGUAGCUCACCAGGCCAAAUCCCCCUUGGAAGGCUGCAGAUAACAGAAAGGCUUUUUAUAAACUUUUAAAGAAAUAUAAACACAAAUCUAGAGAUUUUUAACAGUGGCAAGGUGCUAGUGAUGGGGAGAAUGCUUUUUUUCUUUCUGAAGGCUUUGUCAUAGUGACAUGAUGUAAACACUACAGACAUUACUACGGGAAACAGAGGGGAAGUGACAGAGAACUCCAGGCCAGCAGGGUGCAGGGAGCAAGUGUGGACUGGAUCUAGAACAAGGUCUGUGCAGCACUAGCUUGGCGGUACCCUGAGGAAAAGCUAAGCCAGGGCCUCUCGUUCUGUCACCUUGUGCCUGGGAGUGUGUGGCAUUGGGGUGCAGCCACCCUCUCACGUGACCCCCUGUGGCUUAGUGCUCCAGUGGGAGAGUGCGUUGAAGGCCUGGAAUUAGUUUGUGGCCUGGGAAGGGGGUGGGAGGAGGGAGAAGAGGAGGGAAGGAUUUAGGGUGGUAAAGUUAGGCACAGAGACCUCCCUGUUCAAGGCCCCAGGCAGCUGUCCCUGCCCUUCUUCCCCUUGCCUGACUGCAGGGGUUAUGUGGAAGUGUGUGUGGUAGCAGGCAGGGGGAGGGGCGGAACAGGGAAGGGGGAGCUGGGGAGCUUGGCUGAGGGUCUGGGAAAUGAGCAGGGAUGGAGGGGAAUGUGGAUCAGGUUUACUAGCACCUGCUAGGGAGGCCAUCUGGGGCUCCUUCUCCACCCCAACCCCCAAAGCAGCCCCUCCCCCAGUCCCCUUUGCCUUGUCCCCUUCCCCCGCCCCUGCUGUGGGUUCCCAUCACUUCCUGUGUCAGCGCCUGGCCUACCCAGAUUGUAUCAUGUGCUAGAUUGGAGUGGGGAAGUGUGUCAAAUCAAUAAAUGAAUAAAUUCAAUAAAUAAAUGCCUAUAACCAGC
This is a messenger RNA of Camelus dromedarius (Arabian camel), 3513 nucleotides long. It is a transcript of the gene FOXO4, whose product is annotated as forkhead box O4. The record is from RefSeq and is a predicted model, not a curated record. Bases 554 to 2086 code for a protein of 510 amino acids. NCBI's taxonomy places the organism in Eukaryota, Metazoa, Chordata, Mammalia, Artiodactyla, Camelidae. Gene Ontology annotation, cellular component: nucleus. Gene Ontology annotation, molecular function: DNA-binding transcription factor activity, RNA polymerase II-specific; RNA polymerase II cis-regulatory region sequence-specific DNA binding. Gene Ontology annotation, biological process: regulation of transcription by RNA polymerase II. The transcript has 3 exons.